Messenger RNA from Acomys russatus (golden spiny mouse), 1762 nucleotides. It is a transcript of the gene Asb3, whose product is annotated as ankyrin repeat and SOCS box containing 3. Gene Ontology annotation, molecular function: protein binding. Gene Ontology annotation, biological process: intracellular signal transduction. The record is from RefSeq and is a predicted model, not a curated record. Lineage: Eukaryota; Metazoa; Chordata; Mammalia; Rodentia; Muridae. The transcript is spliced from 10 exons. Bases 178 to 1752 code for a protein of 524 amino acids.
GGUCGUGGGGUCGGUUGUCUACGGAAGCCCGCGCUUGAGUCGCGUUGCACUGCGUUGCUGCCCAGCAUCCUAGCAGUUGCACCGAUACACGGGGCCUGGGACGUGACACCCGCCGGUUGAGCGGGACUGGGAAUCGGCCCAUUGGGCGAAGCGGCCCGGCGAGACUGAUCAAAAGGAAUGGAUUUCACGGAGGCUUACUCAGAUACCUGCUCUGCAGUUGGACUUGCUGCCAGAGAAGGAAAUGUGAAAAUCUUAAGGAAACUGCUCAAAAAAGGUCGAAGUGUGGAUGUUGCUGAUAACAGGGGAUGGAUGCCAAUUCAUGAAGCAGCUUAUCACAACUCUGUGGAGUGUUUACAGAUGUUAAUUCAUACAGAAUCAUCUGAAAACUACAUUAAGACAAAGACUUUUGAGGGCUUCUGUGCUUUACAUCUUGCUGUGAGUCAAGGACAUUGGGAAAUCACACAGAUUCUUUUGGAAGCUGGAGCCGAUCCUAAUGCAACCACUUUAGAAGAAACCACUCCACUGUUUUUAGCUGUUGAAAGUGGACGAAUAGAUGUCAUGAAGCUGUUGCUUCAACAUGGAGCGAAUGUCAGUGGAUCCCAUUCUAUGUGUGGAUGGAAUUCCUUGCACCAGGCUUCUUUCCAGGGAAAUGCUGAGACUAUAAAACUACUUCUUAAAAAAGGAGCAGACAGAGAAUGCCAGGAUGACUUUGGAAUCACACCUUUAUUUGUGGGUGCUCAGUAUGGGAAGCUGGAGAGCUUGAGCAUACUUAUUUCAUCUGGUGCAAACGUCAAUUGCCAAGCCUUGGACAAAGCUACUCCCUUGUUUAUUGCUGCACAAGAGGGCCAUACAAAAUGUGUGGAACUCCUGCUGUCCAGCGGAGCGGAUCCUGACCUUUACUGUAAUGAAGACAAUUGGCAAUUACCUAUUCAUGCCGCUGCACAAAUGGGCCAUACAAAGAUCUUGGACUUGUUAAUACCACUGACGAACCGGGCUUGUGACACUGGACCAGACAAAGUGAGCCCUGUGUACUCUGCAGUGUUCGGAGGGCGGCAAGAGUGCCUGGAAAUACUGCUACAAAAUGGCUACAGCCCAGAUGCACAGACAUGUUUGAUCUUCGGAUUCAGUUCUCCUUUGUGCAUGGCUUUCCAAAAGGACUGUGAGUUCUUUGGAAUUGUGAAUAUUCUUUUGAAAUACGGAGCCCAGUUAAAUGAAUUGCACUUGGCCUACUGCCUCAAGUAUGAGAAGUUUUCAAUGUUUUGCUACUUUUUGAAGAAAGGUUGCCUGUCGGCUCCUUGGAAUCACACAUCUGAAUUUGUAAGUUAUGCAGUUAAAGCACAAACACAUUAUAAAGCAUGGUUGCCACAUCUCCUGCUUGCUGGAUUUGACCCAUUGAUUCUGCUGAGCAACAGCUCUUGGGUUGACUCAGUCAGUGAUGACAUCCUUAUUUUUACUUUGGAAUUUUCUAAUUGGAAGAGACUUCCAUCAGCUGUUGAAAAGAUGCUCUCUGCCCGUGCAAACUCCUUUUGGGCUCUUCAGCAACAUAUGGCUUCUGUUCCAAGCCUAACCCAUCUUUGUCGUUUGGAAAUCCGGGCCCGUCUAAAAGCAGAGCACCUUCAUUCUGACACUUUGAUCUGUCACUUGCCACUUCCCAGAAGUCUGCAGAGCUAUUUACUCUAUGAAGAUGUUUUGAGGAUGAAUGGUGUCCCAGAACCAGCAGCUCUUCAUGGAGAAAUCAGUGGGGCCACCUGACACAGCUCUU